AUGUCGAAGAGAAAGAGAGCUUUGGCUAAACUUGUUCUUCGCCGUUCAACCACCAGCACCAAAUCCAAGUCGAGUGCUCGAAGUGAAACUACAACGAUCGAAUCAAUUGCUGGUUUGCACAUCAAUCAAACCGAUGCCAAUUCUGCUGCCUCGCUGAAUGGUCAUUUUUCUUUUGAUUUACCGAUGACACCGAUGGAAGGUUCGUCUAUGAUUGCUUCCAAAUGUGAAGAGAUUAUCAAGGAGAAGAGUCAAGAAGAAGCGACAAAAUGGAGGAUUAUUUACAGUCGUAUGACUCUAGAAGAGAUCGAUGAGUUUCUACAAUUGAAUCACGAAAGUGAAAUGGCUGAAGCGAAGGUGAACUCUCAAAAAACGCUUCACACAAACGCUCGAAAUUCUCAAGAGAUGAAAAAAGAAAAAGUGAAGAAAUGGGCGGAGAAAACGCGAUUUUUCUUGCAACGAUUGAGUGUGGAGCCGGUGAUCGUUUUAGUGUAUUUUGGAUACGUUUUUGGGAAUACCGUGCAAUCACCCGAGAUUUAUCGAAGGAUAUGUCAAAUUUAUUAUGGAAACGAUCCAAUGGUUGAUUGCUAUGAUAUCAACAACAACACCAUCGAAGACAGUGUUCAACAGCGAUCAGCCGAAUGGACACUCUACAAUUCUUUAUCAUAUUUAAUACCGGCCAUUUUUGCGGAUACUCUGUUAGGUGCUUAUGGGGAUCGAAAUGGUCGAAAGAUCAACAUUUUGCUAGGAAUCACCGGCUUGCUCGUUUCCGAGUACGGCUAUUUGUUGACGCUGUCCAACUCGGCUGCAACUCCAUAUUGGACGACGACGGUGAUCGGCGUUUUCACCGGUUUCACUGGAUAUGUGGCAAUGAUCCCCGUUUCUUGUUAUGCUUAUCUGGCCGAUAUUUCUAAUGGCCCCACUGAGCUGACGUUGCGAUCGGGGAUCUUCUCAGUGCUGCAAACAACAGCUUCAGUUCUUGGUGGACUCCUCGCCGGUCUCAUUCAUGAUCAUAUUGGUAUCUCGACAGCUAUCGAUAUCGAGUUGGCGUUUAUUGCUUUAGGAUUCAUCUACACGCUUGUUCGAAUACCGCAAAUUCCCGGGCUUCAAGAAAUCGAGCGGAGAAUUAGAGUGACGACGAUCACCUCGUUGUCGAGUGUGCGAAAGUUGCGUGGGUUUCUCGGUGACGUCGUCGCGCUUUAUAAGGAAUGUAUCUACACAUAUCGACGACCAAGAGUCGGACAUCGUCGCGCAUUCAUGUUCAUCACAGUGAUCGUCCUCAUGUUGACCUAUACGACACAAGUAGAAACAAGAACAACUGGAAUUGGCUCUGUGAUCAACAAUUUUGUCUUUCGUCGCACUGAAAAUGGAGCACUCGGCUGGGAUUCGGAGGAUCUCGGCUAUUGGAAUGGAAUGGGAUAUAUGAUGUUGAUUGUUGGAACGAUUUUUGGCCUUGUCGUCUUCAAGAAAGCACUCGAUUUCCGAGAAACGACUCUCAUUCUGAUUGGGAUCGUUUCGUCAACUCUUCGAACAAUUAUUAUAGGAGUAGCCGUUUCGGAUUGGAUGAUGUACGUGGCAAAUGUGGUGGGAAUGUUCGCGGGACUCGUUCAGCCAGCUGUCGUCUCUUUUAUGACCCAGGUUGUUGCCUCCUCAGAAAUCGGUCGAACCUUGGCUCUUUUUGGAAUUGGCGCCGAUGCGGCUUUCAUUCUCACAGCCGCUCUUUACACGAAUGUUUACCGAUGGACGGUGACAUGGAUGCCUGGGUUUACUUUUUUGCUGAUUGCCGCCCUUCAAACAAUGGCUUUUUUGGCGAUGUUGUGGGUUCACUUUCAAGCAAAAAAGGAAGGAGUCGGGAAAGAGGAACGUUCGACUCCGAAUAUUAGACAGGCAAUUUCGAAAAUCGGUGAAGCGUCGUCAACGAUUUAUCCAGAAAAUUCACAUCCAAAAGUGUCGAAAACAAGCUCGAGAGGAUUGGCGUUACCAUUCGGAAAUAGCAAGAAACAAGUAGCAAUAGCGGAAAGUCGAGAGGAUUUCGCCUCGCCGAUGGCUGGUCGUCGAGAUCGACCAUUGUGGAGUAGUCAUGAUGAUGUUUCUGCGUUAAGGAGAGAGUCUAAAACGUACUAC
Mesorhabditis belari is the source of this 2121-nucleotide messenger RNA. NCBI's taxonomy places the organism in Eukaryota, Metazoa, Nematoda, Chromadorea, Rhabditida, Rhabditidae. The record is from the annotation of a GenBank genome assembly.